Molecule: messenger RNA, 7501 nt
Organism: Erpetoichthys calabaricus (reedfish)
Lineage: Eukaryota; Metazoa; Chordata; Cladistia; Polypteriformes; Polypteridae
Gene: prkd2
Product: protein kinase D2
Exons: 19
Coding region: 513-3200 (895 amino acids)
Biological process (GO): protein phosphorylation
Molecular function (GO): ATP binding; protein serine/threonine kinase activity
Source: RefSeq, a predicted model, not a curated record
UCGUCUUCUGAUAGGCUCGCCGAGCUGCCACUCCGAACACUUCCUUUUCGACUCUGACGAAGCCCUCGAAAGUUGAGAAGUAAGACUGAGCGAGCGAGUGUGCGAAAGAAGGAGAGAGAGAGAGAGAGAGAACGAACGACGGAGGUCUGCUCGUUGUGUGAGCCGCACCAAGCUCUCUUCAGUUUCCUGCCUUUAGCCCAGGAAGCCAUCUUGAGUUUUGUUUUUUUUUCUUUCUUUCAAGUUAAGUUUGUUUCUCCGAAGUUUGGACUCUGCUGUUCAGAUGGUGGUAGCUCUUUGUUUCUUGUUAUAUCCUUCCUGUUUCUAAGAAGACGCGGAGAGGUAAAACGCCAGAGAGGGAGCCAGCGGGAAACGAGCCAGCAAAGGUGGUGAAGUUGGUGGAUCACCUGAAGGGGACCAGCGGUACUUGUACUAACUUCUGGAGACUGAGACUAACCCACCCUCGUCCACAUCCUUUCCUUUGCCCCCACCCCCGGGAAGCCUGAGCAGCUGGGAUGAACAUGUCGACCAGCCUCAGCCUCUCGUCAUCCUCCUCUUCUUUGCCCAGUCCACUGUUCUUCGCUGUUGGACCAGCUUUGUCUGCGAGCCCCAUGGGGUCACCUGGGGGUUAUGGCCAUAACUGCACAAGUGGAGAUCUGGGGUCUGGCGUUGGCGGAGGCGUCAUGUCCCCCUGCACCUCGGCGCCUGCCGGGGUGUCCUUCGUUAUCCAGAUCGGACUAACCAGGGAAUCGGUGUUGCUGCCGGUCACGGCGGAUUUGGCCCACGUGAAACAGCUGGCUUGCUCCAUUGUGGACCAGAAGUUCCCAGCGUGUGGUUUUUAUGGAAUUUAUGACAAGAUUCUGUUGUUCAAGCACGACCCGACGUCUAACAACAUCCUGCAGCUGGUGACGAACGUAACUGACAUCCAGGAGGGCGACCUGGUUGAGGUGGUGCUGUCCGCGACGGCCACCUUUGAGGACUUCCAGAUCAGGCCUCAUGCUCUCAACGUGCACUCGUAUCGUGCCCCGGCUUUUUGUGACCACUGUGGAGAGAUGCUGUUCGGCUUGGUCCGACAAGGACUGAAGUGUGACGGUUGUGGCCUCAACUACCACAAGCGCUGUGCCUUCAGCAUUCCGAACAACUGCAGUGGUGCCCGCAAACGACGGCUCUCCACGACCUCGCUGAACAGCACCUCAUCCCUCCGGCUGUCCACCACCGACUCGAUCUCGCCCUUGACUGCUUCGGAUGACACUCUGUCUCUGUCGCACAGUGACAUGGGGAACUCUACGCGUCGGCUUUACUCGGGCCGCCCCAUUCAACUGGACAAGAUGCUGCUUUCCAAAGUCAAGGUACCCCACACAUUCGUCAUCCACUCCUACACCCGGCCCACCGUCUGCCAGUUUUGCAAGAAGCUACUCAAAGGGCUCUUUAGGCAAGGCUUGCAGUGCAAAGAUUGCAAGUUUAACUGCCACAAACGCUGUGCUGCUAAAGUUCCCAACGACUGCCUCGGGGAGACCAUCAUCAAUGGAGAUCUGCUGAGCCCCUGCCCAGACCCAGACGAGCCAAUGGAGUACACCGACCCAGACAAGUCUUCCCUGAUGGAUGAUUCUGAUGAUUCCGGCAUUAUCCCAGGAUCUCACUCUGAAAACAGCUUCCCACAGGAUGGAGAAGGUGGAGCCCAAAGCUCCGUGGGCUACAUCCCCCUGAUGAGAGUGGUGCAGUCAGUCCGGCAGACCACACGCAAGUCCAGUACCACCAUUAAAGAGGGCUGGAUGGUCCACUACACCAAUAAGGACACUCUGAGGAAGCGACACUACUGGAGACUCGACAGCAAGUGCAUCAUCCUCUUCCAGAAUGACACAACCACCAAAUAUUACAAGGAGAUACCCCUCUCAGAAAUUCUUCAAAUUCAGCCUGCCCAAAACUUCAGCCUCAUUCCUCCUGGUACAAAUCCCCACUGCUUUGAGAUUGUAACAGCCAAUGUCCGCUACUUUGUGGGUGAAGUAGCUUCUUCCAGAGAUUUUUCAAAUAAUUACUUGGCAGUGGACGUGGAGGUGGCCAAGGCUUGGGAGAGCACCAUUCGUCAGGCUCUUAUGCCAAUCAUCAUUCAGGAUCAACCCACCUCUACAGGGCACACCCCGCACAGGCAGGCAUCAGUGAGCAUUUCGGUGUCCAACAGCCAGAUCCAGGAGAAUGUGGAUAUUGGGACCGUCUACCAGAUAUUUGCAGAUGAGCAGCUGGGCUCAGGCCAGUUUGGUGUGGUUUAUGGAGGAAAACAUCGAAAAACGGGAAGAGACGUUGCAGUCAAAGUCAUUGAUAAGCUGAGAUUCCCAACCAAGCAGGAGAGCCAACUGAGGAAUGAAGUGGCCAUCUUGCAGAGUCUACGACAUCCUGGGAUUGUCAAUCUGGAAUGCAUGUUUGAAACUCCAGAGAAGGUGUUCGUGGUCAUGGAGAAGCUGCACGGGGACAUGCUGGAAAUGAUCCUGUCCAGUGAGAAAGGCAGGCUGCCCGAGCGACUCACCAAGUUCCUCAUCACCCAGAUCCUGGCGGCUCUGCGGCACCUCCACUUCAAGAACAUCGUGCACUGCGACCUCAAGCCGGAGAACGUGCUGCUGGCCUCGGCUGACCCUUUCCCUCAGGUGAAACUCUGUGAUUUCGGUUUUGCCCGGAUCAUUGGCGAGAAAUCAUUCCGUCGGUCCGUUGUUGGCACACCUGCCUACCUGGCCCCAGAAGUGCUCCUGAACCAGGGCUACAACCGUUCGUUGGACAUGUGGUCGGUGGGGGUGAUAAUGUACGUCAGCCUGAGUGGCACCUUCCCGUUCAAUGAGGACGAGGACAUUAAUGACCAGAUACACAAUGCGGCCUUCAUGUACCCACCAAACCCCUGGAAGAAUAUCUCCCCAGAAGCCAUCGAUCUGAUUAACAAUCUGCUGCAGGUGAAGAUGAGGAAGCGCUACAGCGUGGACAAGUCACUGAGCCACACCUGGCUACAGGACUACCAGACAUGGCUGGACCUUCGUGAGCUGGAGUGCAAGAUGGGCGGCCGCUAUAUCACGCACGAAAGUGACGACAACCGCUGGCAGCAGUUUGCCCAGGACCACACGUUACCGUACCCCCAGCACCUCAUCGUGGCACAGGCGUCAAGUGAGGAUUCAGAUGAUAGUGACCUGCACGGCCUGGCUGACAGGGUCAGCAUCCUCUAAGAGACGGACAAGCAAAUGACAGUUUUAAGACACCCCUUGGCACCUGCUGGACCAUGCUUCACCCUACAUCUAGAAAAUUCAUGGUGGUGGGGGGGAGGAAGAAUUUCCCAAAAAAAAAAAAAUCCCUCCCUGACAUUUUCCAGUGCUCAGCCUGAAGUGGCCACUAGGAAAUCUAGGAUGGCCGUUCAUGUGGAGCUGCUAUACAAUACAAAUCCUGGGAUGCCCAGCACAUUCUGAGAAGAAGUGCAUGUUCCCCUCCAAUAAGAACCCAGCCAAUCAGAUGGUUUCCCAAUUAAUUAAAAUGGGUGGAGUCAAUGCACGGACUCGGUGUUGAAGCUGAGUGGCUCAUCUGCUCAAAACGCCCCCUAACUCGCUUGUGACAAAUUGCACUUUUUAUUAUUAUUAUUAUUAUUAUCUUCAUGAUAGCCACACUGCCCUCUAAUGGUUCGAAGGCAGAAUUUGCAUCACUGUGGCUUUGCCCAGAUCGCCACCCUCAUGCUUGGUCUGCUCAGAUUGUCUAAGGGGAUCUUAAGAGGUGGAUGACAAUAUUGCAAUAUUUUUUUUUUCCCCUUUUAUCCUUGUCCCGAUGGGAAUUGUCGUUAGAUUGCAGACCCCAACUGAGAGUCGACUGACUGCAUGAAGGAAGGGGGUAACAAGAUUCUGAAAAAUAAUAUAUUAAAAACAGAAAUGAUUCAUUACUUAGUAAGAGAUGAUGGAAACAGAACAGUGCCCUCUGAAUUUCUAGGCUGACAUGAACCUGAGAAAUGACCGACGCCAUGCCAACGGGUGUUUACAAUUUUUGACUCUUGGGGGACAACCUGUGCUUUCCGAUGACAAGUAGAAAUUGUAAAAGCCGCAUCUCACACGCACGCUUAAUGGCCGCUACCUUGGAUGACCAGAGGAAUGACCCCCAGGGGGGAGCCAAAAGUGUACGUGAGGCUUUAUUGAGCUACUGAUGCCCAUCUAAAUGUUUGGGUACGAAUUGUAAUCCAGCAAUUUCCUGAACCCCCUAAGUGGCAUGGUGACUUCUUUUGCACACACGUGUUUUCUUAUCUCCUAAAAAAAGAAUUUGACAUAAAAAGACCAGCUGAUGAAAGGGAAGGCCACAAAGAGAGGUAGAGAGAACAGAGUAACAUCCCUGCAUUUUACAAGGCAGCAAGCACAAGAGCGCCCCCUGCCUUGGCAUGUGCUAGUGCAGAAUGUCACACACUGACAUCCUUUAAAAGGAUGUCACCCCUCCUGGGAUGUAUUAGUAGAGUAAUAUUGUAAAUGGAAACUUGUGUAGCCUAAAAAGGGGGGGGGGGGGGGGGGGGGGAUUGGAGAGGUGGGAUAAGUAAUGCAUGUGUGUACGUGACCUGUAGGUAAAUGUGCAUGUAUAUAAUAUAGCGCCCCACUCUGGCUUGAUAAGCUUUUCUAUUGUUUUACAUGAUCUUCUACAUUGUAUCCGUUAAGUUAGGAUUAACAAGAAGAAGGCGGGGACAAAGCUCAAAAAUAAGACCCUGCUGAGGGGGGGUGUGGCCUUUUCUUUUACUCUUACUAGGGGUGGAGCCUCUGUUUGACCAAUGAAUGAGCUUUCAGCAUCUCAUUUAUUCAGUUAUCUGUUUUUCCACGAUGGCCUACUCUCGAUUCCUUCUGUGAUUUUAAGACCCCCUUAACUAGAGUCCUAGCUCAGGCUGUUUUGGUUGUGUUGUUUUUACUUUGCCGCCUCACCACACCAACGUUGUGAUCAGUCUAAGGGAGGCCAUUUCUUUGGACGGUUUGGGAAGGAAAACUGGGGACGUUGUUUUCUCUUUGCUGCUUGCAUUUGCCACAACACCGACGAUAGGCUCAAUUAUGGUGGAUCCUGGAGCUCUAGGCAACUUGGGAAUGAAAGCUGGGUGUGUGUACCAGUGUUGUGGUCCAUCUUCAGGAGGGUGAUUUAGGAGGAUCGAUGUCUCUUAACCACCAGUAUGUGCCCACCCGGCUUGAAUGCUUCAAUGGCCGAUUAGUUAAGCGAGCCAGUGUGUGUCAGUGUCACCUCAAGUGGCUGCUCUUAAUUGGGAGUGAACGACUGACAGCCAUUCCGAGAUUUGCUCCCACUCCAUUGCUUUUAAGGAUGGACUCCACCUUUCUAUGACUCCCCAACAUGCAUGCCUGCUUGCAGACUGACACUUGAUUGGAGAGCAACCGUCCAAUCGAUGCGUGCCCCGCCCACACUUCUCUUUGGACGCUGAGACAGUAAAAUGGUUAACCCUAUGUAUCCUGGUGGCCUCCCCGACGGAGCAGUUUGCUUCUGACUCCUGCUCUGCCCCUGUGGUCCAUUUGGAAUGCGCCAACAACCCCACGGUCACUGCUAGGUGGCACCGUUUAGCUGUUAAAAUCCAAAGGGACUCAUUUUAUUGAUUCCUUUAGAAAACUGGCAUUAGACCCCCCAAUCCCCUUAUAUUUAGAGUGUCUGUUACUUAGGAGCUUGCGGUUGAAGCAUGACAUGAUGAUGGAGUCUCUUUCCUUACUAUGCAUUGCAGUUUCUUUUCCAUCCACCAGAUGGAGUAGAGAGCGAUGAGACAAGUUAAGCGCCUGCACACUUGUACUUACGCCCCCUGUUUGUGGGGGAACUGGGGGUCUGUUAAAAUGUGGAGUGUUACAUUGAUGUGCUAGCAUGACCCCCCCCUUAAUAAUAAUAAUUCUUUACAUUUAUAUAGCGCUUUUCAUAGUGAAUGGGGGCCACUUCAAUGUGGGCGCAGCGGAAGCCAUUUUUGCACCAGUACUCUCACCACACAUUAGCUGUUAGGUGGUGAAGGGGUGAGAGUGUUAGCCAAUUAGAGACGGGGGGAAGAUUAGGGGGCCAGAAUUUGGAAUUUUCUAAAAUGUCCAGAGCUUCUGCAUGCAGUGAAGGGUCUCAUUUUCUGGUGGCACUGUGGGGUGGGGUCACGGUCAAUGUUCCCUCUAAGCUGAGCGCGUGAGCGAUCGCUCACACGAAUUCAGAGCGUCGCUCAUACUUCCCGCACGAUCGCUCAUUCCGACGGCGUCGCUCGUACUUAUCGUACUGAUUGCUCACUCCGACCGUCGGAGUUGGUGCUCAUAAAUUUUUGGCUUAAACAAAAUGUCGCUCAUAAACAAUGUUUUUUGCUCACUAUAUGCUACUCCUUAGAGGGAACAUUGGUCACGGUGGGUUUGAAUCUCGCGUCCAGUCGUUUGUGGGGUUUUGUGCUUGUUAGGUUAGAUCAGUUGGUCCUCAACCAGGCCCGUGUGGAGCCACUUUUGGAGGGGAUGGCUCUCCACUUGUGCCCCAGUGGUAGGGGCACUGUCGCCACCCCGUGUUUGCGUUUGUCAUGUCACCUUAAGUUGAUCUGCCAACAUGCUUUCAGAAUCUACCAAAGCUCUGCCUGUCUGAUCUGAUGAAGCGGUGUGCCGUCAUGUCAUUUUUUGGAGGUGCUUUUCCAGGAAUUCCAUCUCCAACCCCUUGUUUUUAUACAUAUUUAUUUAUUUCUCUAUGUUUCAGUCUUUACUUUUGUGGACCUCCUUGUUCAUUCGAACCCCCCCCCCCUUUUUUUUUGGUAACUCCCAGUCAGAGCUGCAUUUACAGAGUACAGCCAGCAGUGGGCGCUCUGGGGGUGUCUUGAAACUGACGUAGAGGGCGGUGCUGCGUUGCUAUUGGUGGAUUUGUUGGAUUCACUGCUCAAAACAUCAAAGUAUCCACUCCUUGUAAAAUAUUUAUAGAAAAAGAGAGAGAGAGAGAGAGAAUCGUUUGUACAUAUUGAGCCGAAGUGGACGUCCGAAGGUCAAAGAUGGCUGCAGGUAGCUGAUCUGUGACCGGAGGUCGGCAUGUUUGGGGAAUGAAAGCCUUGUGUGUGUGUGUGUGUGUGUGUGUGUGUAGCCAGCCUCCGACAACCAGCUGGUUUCCAUUCUGCAGAAUGGAUGUCCGGACGAGCUUUUGGACUGCACUUUUUAUGAUUUUACUUAGUAGCAAAUUUAUCAUUUCUUGUUUCUUUUGUUUGUUUGUUUGUUUAUUUGUCUUUUUUCCCGCUGAUCGCCUCGACGCUCUUUGGCAGGCAGGAAGUAGAAACUGCAGAUCACUACAGAAUGUGUGAGGCGACGAGGGCCGGUGGAUACGGAAUGUUUGAUAAAAUGCACCUUUUGUUUUCUUUUUCCACUUUUUUCCUUUUCAUUUUGCUUUUUCCAGAUGCUGGGGUCCAUUUCCCCCCCCUUCAGUGUAAAUGUCUGGCACACUUGGCACAGCUCGCUCUGCUCCUCCUUAUUAUUAUUAUUAUUUUUUUUUUAAAGACAUUUAUAUUUGAAAUAUAAACUUAUUUUUAACAGUU